AUGACACCAUCUCACUGGGCUAGACCUCGGACUCCCACUGCCAAAGAAACCCAGCCCGCAGAGGUGCCGCUGCCUUCCGCUGCGGAGACCUGGGAGGCUGGAAGUCCCGGCAGCCCGCCCCCUGGGGGUCACUCGGCGCCCGGCCAGCCUGGAUCUCGCAGGCGGGAGCAGGCCCUUUCGGCCCCCUUCUCCUCGGCGGCUGUCGCCGCUGGCUGCGCGCCCUGCACUCCUCACUCUCCAGGCGCUCGCCGGGCCUCUUCUCUCCUCACCUGCCCCCGGCUCCGGCGAGCCGGUAGCUCUGCACUGCCUGUGCCCCACCACCACCACACACACGGCGACUACAGCCCCCACUCUCGUCUCCCCCACUCCCCACCCCAGUCGUCCCGCCGCGCGGGGCACGCCGGAGAGCACAGCCGAGCGCACAGCGCCCACUACCGCAACCGCAGCUCGGCGCAGCCCGCCAGCCCGCGCAACUUCCAGCGGCCGCCUCGCAACUUUUCCCAACUCCACCACGGCUGCCCGCCGCCGCCGCCACUGUGGCUCCCUCCGAGCCUGCCACCCACCCCAAACCCCAGAAACAAACCAAGGCUCGAAAACGCUCCCAUCCCCAGCCCGCCUCCCCCCAUCCCCCGCUCCCCCUCCCAUACCCGGGACUAG
Messenger RNA from Callorhinus ursinus (northern fur seal), 657 nucleotides. NCBI's taxonomy places the organism in Eukaryota, Metazoa, Chordata, Mammalia, Carnivora, Otariidae. The record is from RefSeq and is a predicted model, not a curated record.